This is a messenger RNA of Physcomitrium patens, 5197 nucleotides long. RefSeq lists its product as uncharacterized. Gene Ontology annotation, molecular function: ADP binding. Lineage: Eukaryota; Viridiplantae; Streptophyta; Bryopsida; Funariales; Funariaceae. The record is from RefSeq and is a predicted model, not a curated record.
AGCAGGGGAGUAUUGGCAGGUGCAUCAAGUAAUGAAGGUGGGUGGAUCAUGAUCACGCACUGCCUGCCUUAUUCCCUUCCAAAUUAAUUCCCUCCUCCUCCCCCCGCCCCUGCUCCGACUGCACAUGCAUCUUUCCAGAUUCUCCCCGCAUUGGAGGAGAGCAAAUCCGGGCUGCGCUGCACAAAAGUCACAGUAAAUCCUGCCAUCAAAGACUGCGCCGCAAUAACGCAGCGAUCCUGGGUGGACUGGAUUUUGCGUUUUCACUGGAUGGGUUGAACGAGUAACUGGCGAUUGUUGGGGGUGGUGGCGUUGGGGUAGAUUGUGUGCUUGGGCCACCGCUGCCGGCGAGGGCGUUCGAUUGUGAGGAUCGUGAUGUAACUAAUUUGAGGGGUGGGGGAGCGCGCCAAUUCCAGUUGAUGUUUACCCCAAGGUCGAGAGUGUUUGGUGAUUACAGGACAGAAAUGGUCCACCACUGAUGGGGGAUCAGCCAUUGUACCACUGCUGCUGCUGGUCAUGAUGAUGAUGUUGUUGCUGCUGCUGCUGUUGGUGUGUGUUGCCUAAUAUUGUUUCUUCCAGCCGAGAGCUGGCUGCUUGUUUGUUUGGUCUGCGAAGUCGCCUAAUUUCACGCGAACCCACUUUCGCUCCGCACUCUGCGAGCCUGCCCCAGCAUCGUCCCUCUUUGGUCCCUGACAUCGCCGCUCUUGCACUCCCCUCACGAAAUUCAUCCCUGCAAACAUCUUGCUCGCCUGUGCCCACUAUUGCUGGCUUGCGACGGCGGAGGAUGGUGUUGCAGGGUUUGCUGUGGACCUACGGAGGGGAUGCAUUGGUGGUCUGAUUCAAUUUUGCCUGUUUGUCUCGCUGUGCAAGGCUAGACUGGGGCAAAGAUUUUUAUUGUUUGGUGGUCUUGGAAUUAUUUGAGAGAGGCGAGUGUCGGCAUUGGAAUUCGGGCCAGCCCGGAAGAAGUGGCAGCGCAUCUUAUUCGUGACGAGAUCUUCGAGGGUUGAGCUUCCGGUUAGGAUUCAAAGAAAGGGCAGUCUUUGGUUCACUUCUUUCGAUGAUAGCAGCAAAGUGGGGGGGAUCUGCAGGCAGAACUGUGAGUUCGGCUUUUGGGGUACCGUUGCAGUGAAUUUUGUGGAGAACAGCACCAGUGGGAGAGGUUCAGGUCUUGGAGAGUGUAUGCCUUUUGUGCCAUGUGAACUAUGGUAAGAAUGUAGUUUAGUUCGAGGAAGGUACUACAGGCAUGUGCAGCUGAACAGAAGUAGCGACGUUGUGGACAGGUCGUGUCGAGGGUAAGUUGUCUGCACUCGCAGUCUCUUUGCCAUGGGUAAGAAAAUGGACGAUGAAAUGUCGAUCCCGGAAACCCCCCGGUCGACCAAGAGCCGGAAAGGGUUGUCAGCGCUACCCGUUACGCCCAACUCUGGCGCCGGUGCCAGAUCCGUCGACAGCCGCGAUGGGAACAACAACGCCGUCAGCCCGCGGGGCAAUACCAAGAGCCCCCACAGCGUCAAGUCCUUUAAAGUGGACUGUAAUAGCCCCGCUAGCAUUUCUGUCAAGGGAGGGAGUGGCAGCCCCAAGAACGGCGAGAGCGAUGACCCGGAGUAUGUUAACGCCGACAUCACAGCCGAUGAGCUACGACAGAUCGAGCAGGUGUUGCGCACCUCGGAGCCGCGCCUUCAAGAGCUGUACAAGAAGGUGUCUGAGUCAUCGUUCAAAGACCACGCCGCAGUGUUUGAAAACCUGCACUGGGACAUUCUCAAGGAAACUGGGUAUAUGAGCUGGUUUGGACUGGCUUUUACAUUGGCGGGCUAUCUUAGCCAUCACUGCCAGAUGGAGGCGAAAUCUCCCGCAGGAGAGAGAUGGUCCAGCCUGAGGUCCGAGACAGACUUCAUCAUCGAUCAGCUGGACGAACUCAAGCUGUGCCUCGAAGUGGACAAUGACAUGUACAAGAUUGCUGCUGGGACUCUUCUGUAUUGCUGUGCUGCUGUGCGUCUCUUGAAAAAGAAGAAUCGCGGCUGUUUGUGCUUCGUUUCAAGGUAUUCUGUGGUGCCGGUGAAGGAGCAGAUUGAGAACUCGAUUGCGGAGCUCAAGAGCUUACAAAAGAACAUCACUUUCGCCACUUUGGCCGCAGUAGGGAACCGCGUCUCGCAGCCAGUUACCGAGCAGAACACCAAACGCUCUGGACCCGAGCAAUGGACCGCCAGCGUAGGCUUGGAGCACCACGUUGCAACGGUAUGUGAAUUCGUUAAGAACAAAGGCGUCUGUGUUAUUGGUAUACACGGACAAGCCGGAUUGGGUAAAACUACACUACUCAACGAAAUUGUUGCGAAAAUCGAGAAAGCGGAGAAGCGCUUGUUCGCGUACAUAGAAGUCGGUGAGGACCUGAAGAAGCUGCAGAGCUCUCUACUCGAGCAGCUCGGGGGCGGUAAGAAGGAAAUUACCAGCGUUGCACAAGGCCGCAGCGCCCUUCUCGCUCAGCUUCGCAAACUGAAAGAGAAUAACAAGGUUGCUCGGAUCGCCAUUGAUAAUCUGUACGAUGUACGUCUGGUUGGAGAAUUCUUCCCUCACAGUAUAGGGAAAUUUCUCCCCUCCAACAGUUGUGUGAUAAUCACAUGCCCUUCGGUGGCGAUUCUUAGCAAGGUGGAUCAGCUUUGUCGUCCCGCGAUGCCGAACUACCACUACCUCCCCUAUAAGCUGCCGUGCUUGGCUCCACAGCAAGCGAAGGCUCUUUUCAUUUCUCACGCUGCCAGUGAGCCUGUGAACACUCUCUACUCCAUCAAUGGCAUCUUCUCAAAAUACGGUGACCUUGCAAACCACUUCUUGCCUCUCUGUGAAGGCCUGCCCAUGGCAUUGAAGGUCGUGGGGUCAUAUUUUUCCAACCCAGCGAACCGGAGUGAAGAGAACUGGUUGGCAAUUGGCAAGCGGAUGAAGCAGGUUGCAGAGGAGAUGGACACGUCCGAGGAUCAGAUGUUUGCCAAACUUCUGGUAAUUUACGAAAAGCUGGGCCCAGCUCAAAAGGAGGCAUUCCUUGACAUUGCCGCUUUCCUACGAGGGUGGGAUUGGCGGACAGUGGAGCGGGUUGUUGGGAAGCCGCAGCUGGAUACAUUGGUAGACCAAGCUAUGGUCAGUGCGAAGCUUAAAGAUGCUGAGAGCACUAGUGGCAUUUCGUUGUACACACGGUACUCUGACCGGCCGUGGAAGUCCGAGAUGGUGAUGAUGCACGAGCUGCUUUAUGCUAUUGCAUGUAGGCGGGCAGCUGGUAACCGCGUCUGCUCGGAGGAUCAGGCUCACUUGCCUGAGAGGCUUAAGAUGGAUGGUCCUGGAAUGGAAUUGAGCGCUCUGCAGGGGCUUUCCCUGAUCAGUUGUAAGGAGCCACUGCAAGGGACUAUGUUGGAGAAGAUGCAAGGCGCAAGGAUUCUAAUCCUUCAUGACACUGGUGUGAAAGGAUACUGCACGAAGCCCCUUAACCAGCUUCAAUUCUUCUAUUGGGGCCGGAGCAAAGUUGCCCCAGAUGUACGAAUUCCGUUUCAAAUGGAGAGGUUAAAAAAACUAGAGAUGUGCAUUCUUAGGGCUGCAGAAAUCGACCUUACUAUCAAGUUCCCCUCACAGCUGAAAGAUCUCACUCUCAUCGGUUGCAACAACAUGGAGGUUAUGCACGAGCACAUCCUGCAAUUGACUGGCCUUCUGGAGCUCCACCUCAUCGGCUGCAAUAAGCUCCACGAUCUCACAGCCGAGUUUGCCGAGAUGAGAAACCUUCGUAAGUUCAGGCUGGAAAAUUGCUUAAGCAUCCGGAAUUUGCACAGAUCCAUCGGUCAACUCGCUAGCAUCCGAGAAUUGGACUUCUCGGGGUGCACCAAUAUCGCCACUCUCCCUCCGGAAGUCGGCAACGUCCAGACCCUUCUGAAGCUCAACCUUGUUCUCUGCAAGUGCCUGGUGAGACUACCAAGCGAAAUUGGAAACCUCAAGAACCUGACUCACCUAUACCUUGGCCAAUCCGGCAUCACCUCUCUUCCAGCUGAAAUCGGCAAGCUUUGCUCUCUGGAAGAUCUAUCCCUCACAGGCUGCGUCCGGCUUGAGAAACUGCCUCCUCAAGUCGGCCAGCUCACCUCCCUUCGGAGACUGAACAUGGGUUCUUGCACGGGCAUCAAGGAGCUUCCCUCGGAGAUCGGCGGCAUGGUUUCCCUCCAGAAGCUCGUGUUAAAUUCGUGUACCGCUCUUGCUCGUCUUCCUGAUGAGCUCUUUGGCCUAGUUAAUCUCCAGUCGCUGGAACUCGACUACAUGAAGCUUCUGGCCCACUUGCCAGCCGAGAUCGGCAACCUCCGAAGCUUACAGCGCUUGUCGCUCAAUUGUUGUACUCGUCUCAAUCGGCUACCACCUGAAAUCGGUAGCCUUCCGGCGCUGCAAGUGCUCAACCUUGUGGGUUGCACGGGGCUCAAACCCGAGCUGCCUAUGGAGAUUCUGAAGAUGCAGAAGGAAAAUGCUGUGUAUGUACAUAGGGAGGAUGAUGCUGUCGUCCUUGAGGGGCCCAACAACCCCAGCUACAAGCUUUACAGCAUGACGUACUAACUUCCAGGACAACCUCAAUACGUUCACGACAGCUCUCAGCCACUGCUUAUAUCCAGGGUUUGUUUGAAUUCGCCUAAUCAACAGUGUUUGCUUAUCAACACUUGAAUGCUCCUUCCCAAGUCCCAGUCUGAUGUCCCAACGGUGAGUGGGUUUGGUUCGUUAUCCGAGUUCUAUGUGAAAUUUCUGACUACGAAGGUCUUGAGGCGAACACGCAAUCAGCUGGGAGUGCGAACAGGUGCUAUUUAUUCGGUGCUUUCCUCCCAGAUUAGGAAGUUUCAUACUGUAGAUGUGAGAGUUCGACAGCAUCGCAUUCCCUUCGAGUGGUUAUAAUCUCGGCAUCCUCUUCGUUGUUCCCACAUCUCUAAGGGGAAUGUAGGAGUGGUGACCGGAGCAGCAGCCGAGAAGCGGGGGUUCAUACGUGCUGUCUUGCGAGGUGAAGGCGAGUGUAGAUUGGGGUUAGAGUAGCUACAAUCGACUUGUGUGGGAUGAAUUAGUAGACAGAAGUUGGAAGAAACCAGUUCAAGUCUUAGUUACUGACUUGACCCAUUUGUAUGUUUUCACGGUGGCCGAUGGCACAACUAUUUUUUUAGCUGAGACAGCGAACAUUCCCUCAGGAAUGUGUAUUCAUGAUCCA